Molecule: messenger RNA, 297 nt
Organism: Clunio marinus
Lineage: Eukaryota; Metazoa; Arthropoda; Insecta; Diptera; Chironomidae
Source: the annotation of a GenBank genome assembly
AUGAGAGGAAAUGUUUACUUUCCCAAAGAUACGAAACGAACUGAUAAACAAUUUUGCCUCAUGAAUAAUAUUGCACAAAUAUCAACAUUGAAAUCUCUUCUCAAACGUGAGUUCCGAUUUCUUAUGCAAAUUUAUUGUUACAAUGCAAUGGUAGCAGCAGCAACAGUUGAAUUAGUAGCAUCUCAUUUGAUUUUCACUUUCAAUUCAAUGGGAAAUAGAAAAGUGCUCCAUAAAGUUCAUAAAUUAUUCAAAACGUUGAACUUUAUAGUUGAACUUUUAACAGUCGGCGCCAAAUGA